AUGGAUCCUGUGACGGCGGCGGCGGCGCAUGGAGGGGGGCACCACUUCGCGCCACCGGUGGCGGCGUUCCACCACCACCACCCGUUCCACCACUACCCGGCGGCGUUCCAGCAGUUUCAGGAGGAGCAGCAGCACCACCACCACCAUCUUGUGGGUGGUGGUGGAGGGAUGGCGAAGCAGGAGCUGGUGGACGAGAGCAACAACACCAUCAAAAACAGCGGGGGGAGCAACGGGAGCGGCGGGGAGGAGCAGCAGCAGAGGCAGGGCGGGGGCGGGGGUGGGGCGGAGGAGCAGCAGGCGGCGCCGGUUGUGAUCCGGCGGCCUAGGGGGCGGCCCGCCGGGUCCAAGAACAAGCCCAAGCCGCCGGUCAUCAUCACGCGGGACAGCGCCAGCGCGCUGCGGGCGCACGUCCUCGAGGUCGCCUCCGGGUGUGACCUCGUCGACAGCGUCGCCACGUUCGCGCGCCGCCGCCAGGUGGGCGUCUGCGUGCUCAGCGGCACCGGCGCCGUCACCAACGUCUCCGUCCGGCAGCCCGGCGCCGGACCAGGCGCCGUCAUCAACCUCAACGGCCGCUUCGACAUCCUCUCGCUCUCCGGCUCCUUCCUCCCGCCGCCGGCCCCUCCCUCCGCCACCGGCCUCACGGUCUACGUCUCCGGCGGCCAGGGGCAGGUCGUAGGCGGCACGGUCGCCGGCCCGCUCAUCGCCGUAGGCCCCGUCGUCAUCAUGGCCGCCUCGUUCGGCAACGCCGCCUACGAGCGCCUCCCGCUCGAGGACGACGAGCCGUCACAGCAGCACAUGCCCGGGCAGUCCUCGCCGCCGCCGCCGCAGCCUCAGCUCCCAUUGCCCCCGCACCAGCAGCCGAUUCUGCCCGACCAGCUGCCACACAACCUGAUGAACGGAAUCCACCUCCCCGGCGACGCCUACGGCUGGACCAGCGCCGGAGGAGGAGGAGCCGGCGGCGGCGGCCGCGUGGCGCCAUACUGA
This is a messenger RNA of Oryza brachyantha (malo sina), 984 nucleotides long. RefSeq names its product AT-hook motif nuclear-localized protein 18. The record is from RefSeq and is a predicted model, not a curated record. Gene Ontology annotation, molecular function: minor groove of adenine-thymine-rich DNA binding; DNA-binding transcription factor activity. Gene Ontology annotation, biological process: vegetative to reproductive phase transition of meristem. The transcript has a single exon. Gene Ontology annotation, cellular component: nucleus. Lineage: Eukaryota; Viridiplantae; Streptophyta; Magnoliopsida; Poales; Poaceae. The coding region runs from base 1 to 984 and encodes 327 amino acids.